This is a messenger RNA of Plasmopara halstedii, 1309 nucleotides long. RefSeq lists its product as uncharacterized. Bases 883 to 1107 code for a protein of 74 amino acids. The transcript has a single exon. The record is from RefSeq and is a predicted model, not a curated record. NCBI's taxonomy places the organism in Eukaryota, Oomycota, Peronosporomycetes, Peronosporales, Peronosporaceae.
GUCAUGACUUCUUGUGUUAUGUUUACGAUAAAAGUUAGUUCCUAAAGAGCUAAGAUGCAUCGAUUUAAGAUUUGCUCAAUUAAAUAAAAUUAGCGCGAAAUGAUACAAUUAUUACGUUGGGUGCAAUAGAUUUAGAAGAUUCGAAAUGGCUAAACAAUAAAUGAUGAGGAGUUUUGGGGUUCCCUUGUGCACUUUGGUGCACGUGAGCACCACAUGCAACAGCUAUCGCACACCAAUAAACCACGCAUUCAGAAAACUCUAGUGCUUGAACUCAGCCUGGACUUCCAUCUCACUGCAGUGUCGUUUUACGACGGUGGGGUCACAGCAGUGGUGGUUCAGGCCCAAUUUCAAGUCAGUAAUACUUAGUCCGCCCAAAGAACCAACAAAGUUUUUCUGUCUUCUGAGUUAGCAGUAAUACGAGUUUUUCUGCCUCCUCUGGCCGCAGGAAAGCAAAAAUUCCUGCUGCCUAAGGCCACAAGGAUACCCCCAGAUUUCUUGCCUCACAGUAAAAGAAAUAUCCCUACUUUCUUAGCGGCACUACCAGCUCUAAGUUUGGGCGCACGCCACCUUUGACUCUCCAAAUGCACUGCAUGGUUUUGACACGCUCAAGGCUUGUGGCGGCGAGCCCUUGUGUGCACUUAAACUCACUAGUGACCCGGUAAGGCGACAGGCAUGCUAUUCAGCUCGGUGCCAUCCACAUCAGCGUAAAUGCUUACAGAUAUAUUCACAGCUGUGCUUUUUAACCGCGCUUGGUUCCAGAAAAAUCUGGCUUACAGAGGCAGAUCUUAGCAAGUUCAACAUCCAGCGAUGUGGCACCACGCGGAAGACAAAUACAAGCCCGCCGGACCUGUGGCGUCCACACCAGUACAUGAAGUGUUAUAAAUGCGUGUAACAUCCAGUUUCACUGACAAUCACUGUGCUAAUUUUGAUGGGGUUUUCUGCUUGAAAUCAACAAAUCAUGCUGGUAAACAUACACCGCCGGUAUUUUUUACCUCAAUAAAGUCGUGUUUCAAUCAAUGUCAUAGUGCUCAUCAGUUUUUUGCUACCGAAAAUCAUGUUGUGAAUAAGCAUCAUCACGUCGAGCCACGUCUGAUUGACAGUUCAUGAUCCAACCUCUCGUACCACGAAGUCUUCGUCCGUAGUACUUUUUAUUGCAAGGCAGUGAGGCCGCACGUUGUACAUGUAUGCUACGUCGGGACACUCGCCUGGAUUACUCACACCGUCUGAAAGUGCAAUCUUCGCGAUAUCCAUAAAUUUUUCAUCGUACCAAUCGAAUAAAUUAUUGCGAAGUGUUGCUUCACACCGCCCC